This is a messenger RNA of Stylonychia lemnae, 519 nucleotides long. Lineage: Eukaryota; Ciliophora; Spirotrichea; Sporadotrichida; Oxytrichidae. The record is from the annotation of a GenBank genome assembly.
AUGGCUUCUUUAGAGGCGGCUUGGCUAGAGCGCACUUGGGUUGAUCUCAAGCAAAACCCAAAACUUUACGGACUUAAUAAGUUCUUGUCCAUAGUCGUAGCUGCCUUUUUAGCUAUUGUGACUAUUUACAUAAGAUCGACCUAGGUUAAGUCUGAUUAGAGACCAUGUGCAACUGAAGACUACAAAUUCCUAUUUUGGAUGCUCUUUGUUUUUUACUCAUUCUAAGCGCUUUGUGAAAUGUAUGAAGCCUUUUUAGCAUAUAAUCAAAGCGAGGAGAGAGGAGUAAUUGGACUUUUAUUUGAGCUAAAUUAUUUUGCUGGUAUCUAUAUCACACUUAGAGUAGUCAAAGCCGUGUUCAGAAGCCCAUAGUGUAAGGAAACUGCACCAUUAAUGUACGAUUGGUUACUUUAUUAAACAAUAUUCUGCAUUGUUUGCUGUAUUGCCACAUUAAUGAUCUGUGCAUGCUAAUGGAGACUAUAGAGAAGAGUAACAAGAAGAAGAAAGACUUUAAGGUUUUGA